AUGGGUUCACAAUGGUAUGACCCUUGGAUUCUUAAAGAAAAGUUAUGUACGGUUGUACCCUAUGUAGCAAUUCAGGAUACUUCCGCAAGGAUUAAGGAUGUUUGGUUUGACGGUAAGUGGAAUUUUAAUUUUUUGUAUACUAAUCUUCCAGACAAUGUUGUCAAUGCUAUCACAGCAACCCAACCUAGAGUAGUGCAGAAUUUGCCUGAUGUUUGGACUUGGAGUAACUCGAAUUCGGGUAUGUACUCCGUCAAGGAUGCUUAUAAUUGGCUUUUGAACCCAGCACUGCUUAAUGAUCAUGUCAACUGGAAGUGGAUUUGGCAGCUUAAUCUCCUAGCAAAUAUUCAAUUUUUUGUCUGGCAACUCAUUCAUGAAUCCAUUCCUGUGCGCGCAGUUCUGCAACACCGUCGGGUCUGCAACACCGAUAUUUGUCCUCGCUGUGCAGGAACCUCUGAGAACAUCGAUCACUGCCUAUUCUCGUGUCCGGAUGCAGCACGAGUGUGGAAUCUGACUGGUUUGGUCUUUAAUCGCAACUCUUCCCAAGGGGCUGACACGUUCACAUGGUAUAAGAAUAUGGGUAAGAUUCAUGGAUCGCUCUUCUUCAUUGCUCUCUGGGUGAUUUGGUGUGGAAGGAAUGAGAUUGUCUUCAAUAACCAUAGAGAAAAUACUCACACUAGUAUGGGAAAGAUUUAUUCCUUGCUAAAAUCAUGUGAAGCUGCUUUUAUGCCUCCGCAUUCGGUAGCAGUUACGCCCGUUAACCCGUGUUUAGUAUCUUGGUCCCCACCUAUGGAAGGUACCGUGUGUCUCAAUGUUGAUGGAAGCCUUUUCGGCGCUACAAGUUCAGCUGGUUACGGUGGUCUGAUUCGGGAUCAUAACGGUGUUUUUAUUUCGGGUUUCUACGGAGCUGCUAAUGUUCGAAGUAUCUUAUUCGUAGAACUCAUGGCUGUGUUACAUGGUUUACACAUAUGUUGGGAAAGUGGGUUUCGUCGGGUUACAUGUUACUCAGACUCGCUUCAGUUAGUUAACCUUAUUAGGGACGGUGUGUCUGCUCACCACAGAUUCGCUAAUGAAGUCUUUAGUAUUCGUCAACUCCUCGCUAGAGAUUGGGAGGUUGCGAUUAACCAUACGCUACGGGAAGUAAUGCGUGUGCGGAUGCCUUAG
This is a messenger RNA of Trifolium pratense (red clover), 1161 nucleotides long. RefSeq lists its product as uncharacterized. NCBI's taxonomy places the organism in Eukaryota, Viridiplantae, Streptophyta, Magnoliopsida, Fabales, Fabaceae. Bases 1 to 1161 code for a protein of 386 amino acids. The transcript has a single exon. The record is from RefSeq and is a predicted model, not a curated record. Gene Ontology annotation, molecular function: nucleic acid binding; RNA-DNA hybrid ribonuclease activity.